GUCUUUUUUAUUUUAUUUUAUUUUAUUUUUUUUACCUGGGUCCUUGUUUUUCAACUUCAUUAUCUAUAUUUGUUGUUUAAAUAACAGAUGAAUGAUACAUCUUCAAAUAUCAAUCCGUUGCCUAACAACAGCGAUAACUCUAGCCAACAGCAACCAACAAUCGAAACUCCUCCAUGCUUAUCCACCGAACUUCAGCAUACCAUUUCCAAAGUGACGGAUCAUCCUUACAUACAUUAUAGCACAAAUAUCAUUGGCGACAAUAUUUAUCCAUCUACUUCUUCAGUUAUACAUUCUCAUGGUAAAACUAAUAACAAUACCGACAAUAUGGAAAUACCUCGCAUAGAUACACAUUUUGUCUCAACAAUAUAUGAUUGGCAACAACACUCCAUGAACUUAUCACAACAUAUGUAUCAACGUGGACUUAUAGAAGGUAUUGGAAGUGAUGUUGUUGUACUUGUACCAGCUUGGCAAGGCAAAUACCAUUUACAUCGGCUGAUAUUGGACCAGAACCCAUAUUUUCAAACUCUGUUUCAGGGCGGAUUCCUUGAAAGCACCACGAAUGAAAUCACUCUCCAUUUUGACAAGCACACCUUUAUCACUGCCGAUUCUUUUCAAUUUGUACUCGAAAGACUUUAUGGAAAAAUAUGCUCUCCCGAUAUCAAUCAUACCAAUGUCCAGCCUCUCCUAGCCACAUGCUCUUUCUUCCAAUUGAACAGUAUGUGUGAACUUUGUGUGGAAUUCAUCUUGCAGACGUUAUCCGAUUAUAAUGCAAUUGAUUAUUUGUUAUUUGCCGACACCCAUCUUCUCUAUGGUUCUGAUCGUAUAUGUGAUGCUAUCUUCACCUUUUUAUGCCGGGAAGCCUAUUCUAUGGAUCGUCGACUACUUGGUGGUAUAUCUCCAGCAUGGUUGAGAAGGAUUAUGAACUCAGAUGCCUUUUUUGUACCAAGUGAAUAUCAACGGUAUCAAUUUAUGAAAUCUCUUAUUCAUCAACAAUACCAUCAUUGGUCUAAAGGGAAACAACAAUCUGAAUCACCUUAUGUAAUAAUUCAAUUGAAUCAAAAGGAGUCAGCUUCAUCGUCCUUGGAUCACUCGGAAGAAGAUUUGACAGAAGAAGAAUGUGACAACUCAACGGCGCAUGAUUUAUUUGAAGAUUUCUGUGGAACACCGUCUUCAUCAACAGAAACCAAAAUUAAUAACAAAGAUAAUGCGUCUGGAACGAAAAUAUCCUGGUCAACGGAUAUCGAUUUACCGCCAACGUUACAUCAUCAUCAUCAUCACCAUCAUCAACAUCAUCAACGACAACAACAACGUCAACGUCAACAACAUCAACAACACCAACAUCAACAAAAACAUCAACAAUACGAUUACAUUGGGGAUGACAUACAAUCAGUCUUGGUAGAAUACAAUGAAAUUAUAUCCAAUUGUAUAUAUUUUAUGCAUAUGACUUUUGAACAAUUGAAUUCUAUACGGAAGGAUAUCAAUCCAUUCACUGGUGAAGCCAUGGUACCUGAUACUAUUCUGAAAGACGCCCUAUGGAAUCAAGUACAAAUGCGUUCAAGGAUUGAAACAGCAAAGGAACACGAUAAAAUGCUCGACAUGACAACAACAAUACCACCUGAUACCAACCGAACACAGAAUCAACAUACCCAAUAUCCAAUUCCAACUGAUGAUAGUAUUUCAUACACAGGUGAAACUGCAAAGUCUUACAUUACAGCAAAUCGGCAACCUCGUAACAAAGUACACAUGAAAGAUCAACCGACUGAAUACCAAACUACGAAUCCCCAAGAACCUUCGAAGUCGAUAUCAACAGCUUCACCAACAGUAGAUACUACGCAGUAUUCACAAUACCCCCCAUUCAGGUUCAGUGUAGAAUUUAAAGAUGUAGCAAAUCUCAAAAGAAAUGUCCGGAUCUACUCAAAAACAGUAUUUUAUGCAGGAUCCAAUUGGAAUAUGUAUAUUCAAAAAACAAAAUCUCAACGAAAAGAAAUACCUCAGCUUGGGGUUUAUUUGCAUCGACAAUCAGUCUCCUCUGAAAUGAACCAUCAUCAACGACCACAUCAUCUUCAUCAUUAUCAACACCAUCAGCAACAAAACAACGACACUUCACUAUCAGAUCCUCCAAUGACAUCUUCCGCUCCUCACCAAGAAUCUCUAACCAAUAGAUAUCAAGAUAUUCUUUCUGAUCAAGCUUCAUUUUCUCGAUUCUCUGAUCAUCGACGUGUGACUAAAACUUGGUUCAAGAUCUUCUGUCCUUCAAGAGCACCAAAACAUGCAUUGACCUUGUUUCAAAGUAGUCCUGAUGAUUUUUCUGUAUUACAAAGCUGGGGGUGGCGAAGUACCAUUUUGUGUGCAGAUGAAAUCAACAACAACAAUAGGUCAACUAGUCAUCAUACCUCUCGUACAACAAAUCCCAAUGUAUCGACUAUGAACAGACCAACUCAACGUCAGGAUAGAACCUCUACUUCAUCAACAGAAGUACCAAGAAUUUCAGAUACUAUUUCACCAUCAUCAUCAUCCUCUUUAUCUUCCCCAUCGUCAUCGCCUCCACCAUUAUUCAGCUCUUCUAUGACCAAUCUACCUAACUCAAUAUCGUCUUAUAGCCCAUCUUCCUCACCAGAAUCGAUAUCUGACCGUCCAUCUGUAUGUUGCUCUGAAAUGAAAAUCAGUCCUACCAAACGAACGUUACGCUUUUCGGUAGUGAUGGGUCAUGUUUAAAAUCGUUAUACUAUAAAGUGGUUUUUAGUUAUUAGAAAUAAGAUGAUCUAGUAUUUGGAUAUAGUGUAGUUUAUCUUUUUAUUUUUUUUCUUGAAAUUAAUAAAAUAAAGAAAUUCAAUAGGAUAUUCCAUGAUUA
Messenger RNA from Halteromyces radiatus, 2851 nucleotides. RefSeq lists its product as uncharacterized. Lineage: Eukaryota; Fungi; Mucoromycota; Mucoromycetes; Mucorales; Cunninghamellaceae. The record is from RefSeq and is a predicted model, not a curated record. The transcript is spliced from 4 exons. Gene Ontology annotation, molecular function: protein binding. The coding region runs from base 88 to 2715 and encodes 875 amino acids.